Molecule: messenger RNA, 366 nt
Organism: Tilletiaria anomala UBC 951
Lineage: Eukaryota; Fungi; Basidiomycota; Exobasidiomycetes; Georgefischeriales; Tilletiariaceae
Exons: 3
Coding region: 1-366 (121 amino acids)
Biological process (GO): proton motive force-driven ATP synthesis
Source: RefSeq, a predicted model, not a curated record
AUGGCUGCUCGUUUUGUCGCAAAGGCUUCCAUGCCCCUCGUGAGUAGCGUUCUGGGCAGCCAGCAACACUUUGUCCAGGAGCUCUACCUGCGCGAGCUCAAGGCGUACAAGCCACCACAAAAGGCCGCCGAUACGCACAUUGGUCAGGUCCGCGAGUUCGCGACCCCCUCUGCACCCAAGGCACCCGCAGCGCCAUCCUCGUCGGAGCUCGCAUCGCAGCUGGACGCAUACGCAUCCGCUGAGCCCGACCGCAUUGAAGCAUCCGCUAAGGGCUCCUCCGGCGAUUCGCUCACCGAGAGCGGCGAGGACGUCCACGCUUUCCUUGCCAACGCCGCGGCUGACAUCAAGGUCGAGGCUCACCAUUAA